This is a messenger RNA of Paramecium pentaurelia, 1333 nucleotides long. NCBI's taxonomy places the organism in Eukaryota, Ciliophora, Oligohymenophorea, Peniculida, Parameciidae. The record is from the annotation of a GenBank genome assembly.
AUGACUCUAUUCCUAUUGUUUAUUUUGUCCAUUUCAGCUUUUUCAUUCAUCUUUAGUGACUCAGGAUAAUACUAAUUGACUAAUGGAGCAGAUUUUUCAUGUCAAAAUAAUUUUUAGACAACUAGAACGAUAUCAUUCUCAGGGGCUUUUCAAAAUAUUCCUUAAGUAUUUAUGUUUUAAGAUUAUUUUGAUAUAUCUAAUGUAUAAUCAGAAUACUAAUUUUCAAUCACAUCCAUAACUUUGAAUGGUAAUGCUAUAAUUAAAUUAGAUUUUUCUUUUUUGGUCAAAUGUCCAAGAGCUGGAUUAAUAUGGAGCAUCAGAUAUGAAUGGAUUGCCUUAGAUGAUUCGAGGGUUUAAGUGAUUAAUUCAUUUAAUAUUGAUCCACCUUAGGAUAAAGUAUUAAAUCAUCAAUUACUGAAUGCCGACGCUGCAAUAAUAGGACUAACAAGUUUAGGUUAUAGUGGAAAAAUAGAAUUCUAACUAUUGGUUAUUUGUUAUAUUUAUUAUAGGUAACCUAAUUAACAAAAGACACUGUCUCAGUUGCUAUAACUUAAGUACCAGGAAUAUUCUAAAAUUUGAAAUAAAUAGGAUACCAGAUCUUAUUAGUAGCUUCAAGAGAUAUUAUAGAUCUUGGAUUAGUGAAAUUUAAAUUAGAUUAUACAAGUAAUGCAAUAAAUUUGGAAUCCAAUAAAUGGCUCAUAAUGCCAAUUCAAGGAAUGAAUUUAGAAUAUAUACAACAAAUGAGAUUUAAAGCGUAAAAAACAUUUGGAGCUUCGACAGCAACUUUUUCAUUUCUCAGUUGUAAUAAUUAUAUACAAAAAUCAAAGGGGUAGCUCAUGAUUAAUCUGAAUACACAGUUCAAAGUUUAUGGAUGUCAUAUUAACUGAUAAAAAAUUAUGCAUUAGAAUGCUUUACUUUAAGAAUCAGUUAGAAGUUAGAUAGAUCAUAAAGCAAUAGACCUACAUUUUUUGUUUAAAUAUUGCAAACAAAUUAAAUAUAUAAUGCUGUUGGAGAAUAUUCCACUAGGGUCUAUAAACCUAUUUAGAAUAUCAAUUUUGCUCUUGAAAUAAAUUGUAUUACAGGAAAACGAGUAAAAUCUAAAUUUAAUAAAUGUAAUUCUUGUUCUUCUUAUGGGAAGAAUUAUCAAUUUAAUCAUUAAUGUCACUCUCAAAUUAAUUUAAUAAGUUAUUUUCCCAAGUUCUCUUAAAUACAAUCUGUUAAUCAAGAAUUUAAAAUAAUUAUAACAGCCACUAAUUGUUUAGUAAAAUAGAUACUUUAUAAUUAAGCAAAAACAGAAUAAGAAAUCAUUAAUAUAGAAUUUUAAGAUCCAUGA